Molecule: messenger RNA, 1235 nt
Organism: Meloidogyne enterolobii
Lineage: Eukaryota; Metazoa; Nematoda; Chromadorea; Rhabditida; Meloidogynidae
Source: the annotation of a GenBank genome assembly
UUUAUAAAAAAUAUUAUUUUUUCUCUAUUUUUUGUUGUCAAUAUUCAACAAAAACUUUAUAUUUAUUUAAUCUUUCCUCCUUUCUUUUUAAUAUUUUCAUGCCAAUUCCAAUUAAAUUUUAAUAUUUAUCUAUUUUCUCCUUUUUUGGCCAAGAAUCACACACACACACAAACAUUUUUAUUUUUAAAAGCUUUGCUUGUCUCUCAAGUUUUUAUAAUUAAUGCUUCUUCUUUUUCCACAAAUCUUAAAAAAUAAAAAUGUUCUUCUCUUUUUUUGUUAAUUAAUUAAAUUUGAGAUUUUUUGUUGUCAAUUUGAAUUUUUGUUUUGUUUAAAAUAUUAAAUGACAGAAACAAAAAAUAUUUUUUUAUUUACAUAUUUUUUGUGAAAAUAAUUUUAAAUUAAUUUUUAAAAAUUUUUAGUUUAAUUUUUAAUAUUUUUAAAAAAUGGGAAAUACUCAUCCAAAUGGUGGAGGGAAUUAUUCUAGCCCAGCAAUAAAUACAAGCGCAUCGAAUUCAAUCCAAAAAUCCGGAAAAUCUACUCGAUUUAAAAUGACAGAAAUUUUGGGUUUACGACGUCAAUCGACAGGGAAUGAAGUAAUUAAUUCAAUUAAAAUAAAGAAUAAUAAUUAUCGUUCAUUCACUCAAAGUGCCCAUCAAUCUAUAGAAAUUUGUGAACAAUUCAAUUCCUUCAAAGAAGAAAAUAAAAUAAUUAAAAAUAAUAAAAAUACUUCCUCACUUCCACAAAUUGAAAUAAAUGGAGUUAAUCAGGAAAAGGAAAUUAAUGAGGAAAAAAAAAACAAUUCUGAUAUUCAACAAAAUACAGAAAUUAAUUUAGAAAUUAAUUCUUUAAAUAAUCAAAAAGGAGAAGGGGAAUGUUUUGCAGCAAUCCCUUUAUAUUUUAAACAUAAAGCCCAAAAAGUUGAUUCACGCAAAAUAGCUGCCAAAAAACGUCUUGAAAGGGGCCAAACGACUAGCGGUUCUGAUAAUUCUUCACAAAAUGCCAAAAAAUCAUCAUUCUCAGAAAGAACACUUGCCAAAUCAUUAGAUAAUAAAUACACAGACAAUAAUUUUUUAUUUGAUUUGAAACCUUUACAAUCAAAUAUAAAAUGUUCUCCCAAUCACCAUUCACAACAACGUUUGGGAAGUGUUGGAAAUGUUUUUGGAUUAAUUAAUUUAAAUAAUCGUUUAUUUUCCUCGAAUAUUGAAAUUAAUAUUUUAAAUUUUGAGGUGAAUUAA